AGCAGACGCGCCUCCGUGCGGGAGGGGAGCUCGGCGACGAUGGCGCUCAGCCGGGCGCCGGCAGCUCCCUUCGCCGCGCUGGCGGCCGGGGUCGUCCUGGCGCUGUGGUGCCGCGGCUAUCCCGCUGGCGCUCAGGGGGCUCUCCCCGAGGACGGCGCGGCGGCGCGGGGGCUCAGCAGCCUCCACCCGCCCUACUUCAACCUGGCGGAGGCAGCCAGCAUCUGGGCGACAGCCACCUGCGGCCAGGACGAGAGCGGGAGGCCGCGGCGAGAGCUCUACUGCAAGCUGGUGGGGGGCCCCGCGGCUGCGCCUGCGGGCGAGACCAUCCAGGGCCAGUUCUGUGACUACUGCAAUGCUGCUGAUCCCAAGAAAGCUCACCCAAUAACCAAUGCAAUAGAUGGGUCAGAGCGCUGGUGGCAGAGCCCUUCUCUCUCUUUAGGUUUGAAGUAUGAUGAAGUCAAUAUCACUUUAGAUCUAGGACAAUUCUUUCAUGUGGCCUAUAUCCUCAUCAAAUUUGCGAAUUCUCCUCGACCGGAUCUGUGGAUAUUAGAGAGAUCAACAGACUUUGGAAGAACAUAUACAGCAUGGCAGUAUUUUGCCCAUUCUAAAGCAGACUGUUGGGAACGUUAUGGAAAAGAAGCUAAUGCUCGUAUUAGGAAUGAUGAUGAUGUCAUUUGCUCUAUAGAAUAUUCUCGGAUUGUACCUUUAGAAAAUGGGGAGAUUGUGAUAUCCUUGAUAAAUGGCCGUCCAGGAGCAAAUAACUUCACCUUUUCUUCCACACUUAAAGAAUUUACUAAAGCAACAAAUAUUCGUUUGCAUUUCCUAAGAACCAAUACCCUUCUUGGACACUUGAUAUCUAAAGCUCAACGAGAUCCUACAGUGACACGCAGAUACUACUACAGUAUAAAAGACAUCAGUGUGGGUGGACAGUGUGUUUGCCAUGGACAUGCCGAUGCCUGUAAUGCAAAAAGUAACCCAGAUGCAUACAGGUUCCAGUGUGAAUGUCAGCACAACACUUGUGGGGAAACCUGUGACCGUUGCUGCCCUGGAUUUAACCAGAAACAGUGGCAACCUUCAACAACCAGCAACCCAAAUCUGUGUGAACCCUGCAACUGUCAUGGACAUGCCACUGACUGCUAUUAUGAUCCUGAAGUUGAACGACGCAGAGAGAGCUUAAAUGUCUUUGGAAAUUAUCAAGGCGGAGGGGUCUGCAUUAACUGUCAGCAUAAUACAGCUGGUAUAAACUGCGAGAAAUGCUUGAAGGGUUACUACCGUCCUUAUGGUGUUCCAGUGACAGAGCCACAUGGAUGCACACUCUGCAGUUGCAAUCCAGAAUAUUCUAACGGCUGUGAGGAUGGAUCUGGACGCUGCUAUUGUAAACAGAAUUAUCAAGGUGAGACCUGUGACCAGUGUGUUGAUGGACACCACAGUUUCCCCUUCUGUUACCCAAUCCCUGUAUAUCCUGUUGCUACUCCAAGCCCAGAAGAUCUUUCACUUGGUCAUAUCAUGGAAUGCAGCUGUGAUGCAGUUGGAUCUGUGGCCAAUACAUGUGGCCCUCAGGGACACUGUCUCUGCCAUAGAAACUAUGCUGGGCCAAAAUGCAGCCAGUGCGCUCCUGGUUAUCACCACUAUCCCAAUUGUUUGUCUUGUCAGUGUUCAGUGUAUGGCUCCUACCACAACUCAUGUGACCCAGCCACCGGGCAGUGUGAUUGUCGGCCUGGCAUCACAGGUUGGCACUGUGACCAAUGUCUCUCAGAGGCCAAGAGCUUUCCUCAUUGCCAAGGAUCCAGCAAUGAAUGUGACCCAGCUGGAGCUGCAGAUUCUUACUCUGGGUCUUGCCAAUGUCUGCAAAAUGUAGAAGGCCCAACUUGUAGCACCUGCAAACCUCUGUACUGGAAUCUGGCCAAAGAAAACCCUGAUGGAUGUAUAGAAUGCCAGUGCAAUGAAGUUGGGACGUUGAGCGGAGUCAGAGAGUGUCAGCAGGUAGAUGGUGAAUGUUACUGCAAACCUAAUGUUUGUGGAGGUUCCUGUGAUACUUGUGAAGAUGGUUAUUAUGGUCUGGCAGUCAAUAAUUAUUUUGGAUGCCAAGGAUGCAAAUGUGAUGUUGGAGGGUCUGUUAGUCAUGUAUGCAAUGAUCUAUCAGGUGACUGCCAGUGCAGAAAGCACGUAGUUGGAAAAACCUGCACCGAACCUAGAAAAAACUACUAUUUCUCUGAUUUGCAUCACAUGAAGUUUGAAAUUGAAGAUGGUACAUCACCUAAUGGAAGAGGAAUCCGGUUUAGUUAUGAUCCUCAAGAAUGGCCAGGCUUCAGUUGGAGAGGUUAUGCGCAGAUGUCCUCAAUACAGAAUGAAGUGAGGAUAACUUUGAAUGUGGAGAAACCAAACCUCUCUUUAUUUCAAGUUAUCUUGAGGUAUAUUAAUCCUGGAAUGGCAGUAGCAUUUGGUCAUAUAAUCGCUUAUGAAUCUCGCACUCAAAAAGGGACUCAUCAGAUCAAAGACUUUGAGUUCCCACCUAGUAAAGAACCAGCUUUUAUAACUGUACCAGGGAAGAGCAUUGCAGGUCCAUUUGCAUUACACCCCGGAACCUGGAUUUUUAAAAUCAUGGCAGAGGGAGUCCUUCUGGAUUACUUGGUGCUCUUACCAAGAGACUACUAUGAAGCUCCCCUGUUGCGAUUUCCUGUUACGGAACCUUGCACUCAUUCUGGGCAUUCUGCAAGAGAGAGUUGCUUAGAAUAUAAAAACUUGCCACUGGACAGAUUUUAUUGUGUGCUUGGUUCAGAAGUAACAUUCUUCUUACGUGGUGGAGAGUACAGAAAAGUAGUUUUCCAACAACCAACACCAAAUCAUCCAGUGAUGUCACAUUUCAGUGGUCAAGAGGUAGCUCUGCAAAUCAGACUGAACGUACCCAAAGCUGGCCGCUAUGUAGUAGUCCUUGAGUACCUUAAUGAACAUGAUCAAAUCUAUGUUGGUAAUGUGAAGAUUAAUCGCCCUGGGCAAACAAUGGAGGCAAGAAUAAAUAUAUACAGCUGUAAAUACAGCUUCCUGUGUCGCAGUGUUGUGAUUGAUUAUAUGAGUCGUGUUGCUGUUUAUCAUCUUUCAGCUGAUGCAGAGUUACAUCUGAGGUCAUCAGCAAUAGAUUUUCUUCUGUGCAAGGUUUGCCUUAUCCCAUUGGAAGAUUUCUCACUAGAAUAUCUUAAGCCUCAGGUGUAUUGCAUUGCCACAUACACCCAUUCAGCUGAUUCAAGUGCUUCAUGCAUCCCUUCGCUGUAUGAAACGCCUCCUGCAGCCACGGUUUUGGAUGCUCUGAGGGAUGGGAAGGUGGCAGAAGUGCCAACCAACGUGGUCUAUGAGGAUUCACUUACUUUUCUACCAUCUCCUCACACAGCCAGUGGAGUGACUUUGACUUCCUCACAGAACCAAAUUACACUGCGUGGGAGAGUGCCUCGUUUGGGCAGAUAUGUGUUCAUUACACAUUUUUACCAGCCAAAUAACCCAACGUUUCCUGUGCAUGUAACUGUGGAUGGAGGACAAGUCUGGUCAGGUUCUAAUAAUGCCUCAUUUUGUCCGCAUAUUUCUGGUUGUCGAAGUCUGGUGAUGGCAGAAAAUCAAAUUGAGUUUGAUAUCACUAAGCAUGACAUCUCAGUAACAGUGAAAAUUCCUAAUGGAAAAACAGUGGUGUUGGAACGUAUCCUGGUUGUUCCAGCAGACAGCUACACUUACACACUUCUUCAGAAAGACACUGUGGAUAAGUCAUACGAUUUCAUCAACCAGUGUGGUGGGAACAGUUUUCACAUUAACCCUGUAAGUUCCUCAGAAUUCUGUAGAAAUUCAGCAAGAUCACUUGUGGCAGCCUACAACAAUGGGGCUCUGCCUUGCAACUGCCACAGAAAUGGUGCCACCAGUCUUACCUGCGAUCCAGUGGGAGGGCAGUGCAGCUGCAAGCCAAACAUCAUUGGCCGCCGAUGUAGCAGGUGCCAAACAGGCUAUUAUGGAUUUCCAUCUUGCAAACCAUGCAGCUGCGGACGACGCCUUUGUGAUGACAUCACUGGGAAAUGCAUUUGCCCCCCUCAAACUGUUAAGCCCAGAUGUGAAGUGUGUGUAAGGCAGCACUUUGGCUACCAUCCCCUUGCUGGCUGUGAGAGGUGCAAUUGCUCAGGCAAAGGAAUUGUUAAUGCAGGGAAUCCUGAAUGUAAUAGAAUUAAUGGGCAAUGCAAGUGCCGCCCAGGAAUAAUAGGCCAACGAUGUGAUCAGUGUGCUCCGGACUCUUAUGGUUUUCCAAACUGCAAACCCUGCAAAUGUAAAAGAGGCGGAACUGAACCCAGUGUUUGCAAUCCUCAGACAGGAGUUUGUCACUGUAAGGAGAAUGUUGAAGGUAUUCAGUGUGACACGUGCCGCCCUGGAUCAUUUUAUCUGGACUCCACUAAUCCGAAGGGUUGCACCAAUUGCUUUUGUUUCGGAGCAACCACUAUUUGUCAUAGUACAAAUAAACAAAGAGUUACGUUUGUUGAUAUGAGGAACUGGCGCCUAGAAGCUGUGGAUAAUGCUAUGAACGUCCCUGUAACUUUCAAUCCAGUCAGCAAGAGCGUAGUUGCUGAUGUUCAAGAAUUGCCCUCCUUUGUGCACAAUUUGUACUGGAUAGCACCAUCCUCUUACUUGGGAGAAAAGCUCUCUUCGUAUGGUGGCUACUUGAGUUAUCAGGUGAAAUCUUUUGGGUUACCUAGUGAAGGCAUGACUCUACUGGAAAAAAGACCUGAUGUACAACUAAUUGGACACCAGAUGAAAAUAGUCUAUGUGGAUCCUAACAAUCCUUUGCCUGACAAACAAUAUUAUGGAUCAGUUCAGCUCGUUGAGGGAAACUUCAGACACGCAGGCAGCAAUAACUUGGUAUCUCGCGAAGAGCUGAUGAUGGUCCUGUCUAGACUAGAAGGAUUACAAAUCAGAGGCCUUUACUUCACAGAAUCUCAGCGGUUAACCUUGGGUGAGGUUGGUCUGGAAGAAGCCACCAAUACAGGAAAUGGUGAAGUUGCCUAUAAUGUAGAGACAUGCUCCUGCCCUCCAGAAUAUGUGGGUGAUUCAUGUCAGGAAUGCAGCCCUGGAUUUUAUCGUGAAAACAAUGGACUAUUCACAGGACAGUGUGUUCCUUGCAAUUGCAAUGGAAAUACAGAUAGGUGCUUGGAUGGCUUUGGAACUUGCAUCAACUGUCAGCAUAAUACUGCUGGGGAGAAGUGUGAACGUUGUAAAGAAGGUUACUUUGGAGAUGCCAGCCAGGGAAAAUGCAGGGAGUGUCCGUGUCCUUCUGCAAACAGUUUUGCUUUUGGCUGCAUGGAAAACGGUGGAGUCAUACAGUGUUUCUGCAAAGAAGGUUAUACUGGAGUGCACUGUGAAAGCUGUGCUCCUGGCUAUUUUGGAAAUCCACUGAAAAGAGGAGGAUACUGUCAGAAAUGUAAUUGCCUUGAAAAUGGUCAGCUCAUGAAUUGUGAUCGCCUGACUGGAGAAUGCAUAAGCCAAGAGCCAAAAGACAUUGAUCCCCAUGAAGACUGCGAUUCUUGUAAUAGCUGUGUAAUUACUUUGCUGAAGGAUUUGAGUACAAUGGAGGCAGAGCUCCAUGUGAUUAAGUUUCAGAUGCAGGAUAUCAGUGGCAGUGCCCACACUCUGGGACAAAUGAAGCAUCUGGAAGACCGUGUCAGACAACUGAAGAUUUUGUUGAACCGCUAUAAUUCCAAUAUUGGCACUCAAGGACAAAAAGUGGAUAAACUGGAGACGGAUUUCAUUGACCUUAAUCAUAACAUUAAUAUUCUAAAAGAAAAGGCUGAAAAUAAUUACAGGAAAGCAGAGACACUGUUCAUUAACUUUAGUAAGACUAACCAAAAGGGAAAAGACCUGGUUUCAAAAGUAGAAAUUCUUGUCACCAAUAUUAAGGUUCUCUUGGAACAGAUAGCUGGCACUUCUGCAGGAGGAACCUCUUUGCCUUUGGAAAAUGCUGCCAAAGAGUUGGCUCGAGCUCAACACAUGAUUGAUGAGAUGCGAAAACGCAAUUUUGGCCAACAACUCAUAGAAGCAGAAAGGGAGAAAGAAGAAGCCCAGCGCUUGCUAGAGCGUGUAAGGAAUGAGGUACAAAGGCACCAAGCAAAAAACCAAAGAAUUAUUAAAACAGUAAGAGAUUCAUUAAAUGACUACGAAUCUAAACUCCGUGAUCUUCGUGAAUCUUUGAGAGAAGCAAAAGAACAAACCAAGCUGGCUGAAAGUUUAAAUGGAGAGAAUGAAAUCCUCUUGGAAGAUAUCAAGAAACGGACUGAAGAGAUGACUAAACAACAGAAUAACAUCUUGGAUCUUCUGAAUUCCGCUGAAGAUUCAUUGUCUCAGGCAAACAGCGUAUUUGGCUUGCUGCAGUACAGUAAAGAGGAAUAUGAAAAAUUAAUUGCCCAGUUGGAUGGAGCAAGGAAGGAUCUCAGUGAAAAAGUGAAGAGUCAAUCUUUAUCAGCCAGUAAGGAACUUCUGGUGGUGAGAGCAGAAGAACAUGCCAGAAAGUUACAAGAUCUGGCAAGAAAUUUGGAAGAGAUCAAGAAAAAUGCCAGUAAGGAUGCACUUGUGACCUGUGCUGUGGAAGCUGCUACUGCAUAUGAAAACAUCAUCAAUGCCAUCAAAGCCGCAGAGGCAGCAGCGAAUAGUGCAAACAAUGCUGCAGAUUCCGCUCUGUCUACAAUGGAAAGACGAGAUCUAGCUGGAAGGGCCAAGAAACUGAAAACGACCAGUGGCGAUCUGCUAAAUCAAGCACAGGAGACACAAAAGACAUUACAGGAAGUCAGUCCAACUCUUGAAGUGAUAAAGAGCAGGCUUCAGGAUGCAGAGAGCAAGAAAAAUGUGUUACAAGGAGAGCUUGCAUCUUUCCAAGGGAGGCUCCAGGGGAUAAACAGAGAUGACAUAGACACCAUGAUCACAAGUGCAAAGAACAUGGUCAGAAAUGCCAAUGAUAUAACUUCUAAUGUACUUGAUGAAUUGAACCCCAUUAAAGCAGAUGUUGAAAACAUAAAGAGUUCCUAUGGAACCACACAGAGUGUGGACUUCAACAGGGCUUUGAAAGAUGCAAAUAAUACAGUCAAGAAUUUAACAAAUAUCCUUCCGGAUCUGUUUAACAAGAUUACAAGCAUCAACCAACAACUUAUGCCAAUAGCCAACAUAUCGGAGAAUAUAAACCGCAUCAGAGAGCUUAUCCAGCAAGCUAGGGAUGCUGCAAACAAGGUUGUUAUUCCCAUGAGGUUCAAUGGAAGUUCUGGGGUUGAGGUUCGACUACCUGACAUCCUUGAUGAUCUGAAAGGCUACACCUCCCUGUCUCUGUUUCUUCAGAGGCCUCUUUCACGGUUGGACAGUCCACGGCGACAGACAUCCAACAUGUUUGUCAUGUACCUGGGUAACAAAGAUAGUUCCAAGGACUACAUAGGCAUGGCUGUUCGAGAUGGCCACCUUAUUUGUGCCUAUAGCCUAGGAGGCAAUGAAGCUGAAAUAAAACUGCCUGCAUCAGUGUCUGAGAGUGAGAUCACGGAAGCCACUUUGGAUCUUGUGAGGUUUGAGAGAAUUUAUCAGUAUGCAAACAUCAGUUACAUUAGAGGUGCAACAUCAUCUUCACCAUCAAGCCCGGAAACUUUUCAGGACAGUAGUGCAAAUACUUAUACUCUCCUCAACCUGGAUCCUGAAAAUGUGGUCUUCUAUGUUGGAGGAUACCCACCAGACUUUGACCCCCCCAGUACACUACAGCUUUCUCAUUAUGAAGGAUGCAUUGAAUUAGACAGCUUAAAUGACAGGGUUAUCAGCCUGUACAAUUUCAAGAGGACUUUCAAUCUCAAUACUACUGAAGUUCAACCAUGCAGAAGAUAUAAAGAACAGUCCAACAAAAUCUAUUUUGAAGGCAUUGGUUAUGCUCUUGUUAAAAGUGCUUCAUCAGAGAAACAGGGUUUAUUGUAUGAACAAACAAUUCAGACCACUGCAGAUGAAGGCUUGGUGUUUUUUGCAGAAAACCAGGACAAGUUCAUUAGUUUGAGGAUUGAUAAGGGCUAUUUAGUAUUCUCAUACAAAGUUGAUUCUCAGCCUCCCCGAGAAGUAAAAGACAAAACAGUCAUAAACAAUGAAGACUUUCAACAAAUUAAGUUAUUAAUUACUUCAGACAAGGUUUAUUUAAGCAAGAUUGGCACUAUAUUUAUGAAGACAUUUCUCUUCAAUUCAUAUUACUUGGGUGGAAUUCCAACCUCCAUAAGAGAACGUUUUAAUAUAUCCACACCUCCAUUUCGUGGGUGCAUGACGAGUGUGAAAACUCCCUCUGGACCUCUUUCUUCCUUCUCUGAGACUCUUGGUGUUGGUAGAAAAUGCCCUGAGGAUUGGAAGCUUGUGAGAACUGCACAUUUUUCCAAGAAUGGAGUACUUGAUUUGAAUGAACCUGGCUUCCCAUUUCCCAAUGAUUUCCAAGUUGGAUUUGGCUUUCACACAUUGGCACUUGAUGGAACAUUAUUCAGUUACAACUUACGGCCUGAUAUGUUUACUAUUCUCCUGAGAAAUGGUUCUGUAGUAGUAAAGUUAGCUGAUGAAGAAGGGCAGUCUAACAAGAGAUAUGAAGAUGGUUUAAUGCAUUACAUAAAUGUGAUAAAAGAAGGAGACAAGGUUAAGUUACUGGUCGAUGAUGUGCUUCAGUCAACAGUAGUUGCGAUCCUUGGAAGAAAAACAUCGACUCCAUCAAUAGAAUUGGGUGGGAAUAACUUUGAAGGUUGUAUUUCCAAUGUCUUUAUACAAAGCUCAAGAGAGUUUCCUCAAGUUCAAAAUCUAAUUGAUAAUACUAAGAAGACUGAUGUGUCCUUAGGAUUCUGUAUGAUAAGGAAACAACCACAGCUGAUGCUGCUGACAGAAUUAACAGACCGGCAUCAUCUGAAGAUUUUGAAGAAGAAAAAACAAAUUGCCUAUUUGACAAAUGCAGGUCUGCAGCAAAACAACAAGGAGUGUCCUUUACACACUAAGUUAAAUUUUGUCACUGGAGCAUAUCACUUUGGCAACACUCCUGACACUCAUUUAUUGUUUGCCACUUCCCCAGCAGCAUCAGGAGACAGGUCCCACUUUGCUGUUGAUGUUCGUACAUUGUCUGCUAAAGGAUUAAUCUUCUCCAUGGGAAACAAGCUAGAGAAGAGAUACACAGCUCUUUACCUUUCAAAAGGGCGUUAUGUACUUUUACUUGCUGAUGAUGGUAGAAUGUUAACAAUCAGGAGUAAAGCCAAAUAUAAUGAUGGACAGUGGCAUACAGUGGCAUUCAGCAGAACUGGAAAGAAAAUGCGUCUUGUUGUGGAUGGUUUGAUGGCUCGAGAGGGAAAGAUACCACCUACUUAUUCUGCCUCGAUCGCAUCACCAGUCUACCUAGGAGGGGCACCUCCAUUAAAUGUCCAGAAUGUCCCUAAAAAGAGUUUUGUGGGUUGCCUGAGAAAUUUUUACAUGGCAGGAGAGCUCGUACAGACUUACCUUCAGAACAGUGGUGUUCUGCCUUGCUUGGAUAAUACUUUGGAGAAUGGGGUAUCUUUCUUCAAUGAAGGGGGGCAUAUUGUCCUUGACAACAGUUUUUCGAUGAGUUUGGAAUAUCAGAUCAUGUUUAACAUUCGCCCAAGAAGCUUGAAUGGCAUUUUAAUCCAUACUGGCAGCAAGCAAGGGAACUAUUUAACUGUUUACAUGAAAGAAGGAAUGCUCACUGCCUCUGGAAGUAAUGGCACUGGAGAGUUCUCAACGUCAGUCACACCUCAGCGGUCUCUGUGUGAUGGGAAAUGGCACUUCAUAGCAGUAACUCAGAAGCAGAACACUGUUCACCUAGACAUAGAUGUAAAGAAUAAUUACACCACUGGACCACCAACUAUACUUUCUACCAGCCAUGGACAACCACUUUAUUUUGGGAGAAUUCCAGUUAAUUUGGAAAUACCAUGGCUUCCUGUUCGGGAUGUGUUCCUGGGCUGUCUGAAGGAUGUCAAAAUCAAUGACAAACCUGUCUUAUUGAGCAAAAUUUCAGGCAUUCAUGGUGUUGUAAGCUUGCAAGGUUGCCCUGUCAAUUAACUGUUCACAUGUAUCUUUGCAUGGUGAAAAAUUUCCUGAUGUACUGUAUGGAUUGCCACAAACAGUUUUGUAUCCUCUCAUCUCUAUGUUAUACUAUUUGUUUCCAACAUGAUUAAGGAUAUAUGUUUUUCAGAACAAAGGAGUGCUGCCAAUCCUUGCUUUUCUGUGUACCACUCAGUGUCUGCAGUAGAGCCAUGUGAAAUACCAAAUGGCCUUGUAUAUAAUAUAAUCUGUGAGAUUUUGCUCUUAGCCACAGUGCUGCAUAAUCAGAGCAAUUGCAUUGACAUACCAGUCCAGUCCUGAAGCUCCUGACAUGUCAGGCACUACCCAAAUUAGAACUAGAAACUCUUUGGAUUGUAUGCAGGAUCUGACCUUGUAGACAGAAUUUUAUAAACAGACUGGGUUGUUCAAUCAGUUUUUUAUGCUGAAGUCUGCAUUACAUAAUAGACCAAAAUAAUACAAACUGCAUAUAAAGCACUUUAAAAAGAGUGAAAUCCUGAGGUGACAGUUUUAAGAGUUCUAUGACCAAAUAAAGGCAAAUUGCUUUAAAAGA
Messenger RNA from Varanus komodoensis (Komodo dragon), 10624 nucleotides. It is a transcript of the gene LAMA3, whose product is annotated as laminin subunit alpha 3. Gene Ontology annotation, molecular function: signaling receptor binding. The transcript has 75 exons. Gene Ontology annotation, biological process: cell adhesion; regulation of cell adhesion; regulation of embryonic development. The coding region runs from base 40 to 10071 and encodes 3343 amino acids. The record is from RefSeq and is a predicted model, not a curated record. Lineage: Eukaryota; Metazoa; Chordata; Lepidosauria; Squamata; Varanidae.